GUUUAAAGUUAUGACAUUCGCACGUCAUGUAAAUAAAGCGUAACAACCCCUCGGAAAAAAUCAUACGGGCGCACAUAGAGAAAAGACUGGAAUGUGGUUGGGGGGGACAGGAAAACCAUAGGGACCGACACCAGGUGUCGCAUCUGUAUAAUUGGUGGGUUAGGGUUAGGUUAUAUUUUGUUGUUUGUUCAUGGUCUGGUUCAUCGCCGAUGCACAUAACACAACAAUGUAACUUGUGAUUAUACUGAUUUUUACGUUUGAUACACAUUUUAAAAAGUAGUUCGAAGCAGUUCAACAAAAUGGGGAGACGCAAAAAUGCCCCACGCCGAUCAGAGGGGGACAUUUGGAGUGCGCAUAAUUACAUACCAAUUGUAAAAAAGCAUAGAACGCUUAGAAAACAUGCUCCUCCUCAUAAGCUUAAGGUAGUCGGACCUACAGAAGAGUGCAAACAUCUUUUGCUAGGAAAGGUUAUGGUAGGUACCAGUAAUAACACAGUACCUACGACGUUUCAAGUUUGCAGAAUCUUGUUUAAAACAAGAUGUGAAGAGAAUGAAGCCAAUGAUCAAGAUACUAUAGUUCUUGAAUAUGAUGAAAAUACUCUUGUUGUCAUGAAAAGCUUAAUUGAAAUGGAGGUGUUGAAAAUGUUGUUACAUCAAAGGUCUUAUCUCUCAGUUUCUGCAUUGAAGAUGAUAAAGCAUUUGCUUAUGUAUUUCUAAGAAAGCUGCCUUUGGCUUCAGUUCAUCAUAAAGCCUUAAAGUCCCUGAAGACUGUAUUCAAAUGGAUU
This is a messenger RNA of Acanthoscelides obtectus, 784 nucleotides long. The record is from the annotation of a GenBank genome assembly. NCBI's taxonomy places the organism in Eukaryota, Metazoa, Arthropoda, Insecta, Coleoptera, Chrysomelidae.